Triticum urartu is the source of this 1035-nucleotide messenger RNA. Its product is annotated as transcription factor MYC2-like. Gene Ontology annotation, cellular component: nucleus. Gene Ontology annotation, biological process: regulation of DNA-templated transcription. The record is from RefSeq and is a predicted model, not a curated record. Lineage: Eukaryota; Viridiplantae; Streptophyta; Magnoliopsida; Poales; Poaceae. Gene Ontology annotation, molecular function: DNA-binding transcription factor activity; protein dimerization activity; transcription cis-regulatory region binding.
UCCACUUGCGAGUUCAAGGAGCAACACGUACGUACGUGCUGCCGGGCAUGGACGACGAGCUGCUCUCCCCGUGCUCCUCCUUCUUCCCGGUCUCUCCGCCGUCCGGCCAGUUCGAGCAUCAACACCACCAGUUUAUCGAGUUCGCCUCCUGCGAGGUCCCGGAGCAAUGGCUUCUCCGAGACGUCGUCGUGCCGGCCAAGAGCGAGGACGCGGGGGACCUGUGGCCCGCGGGGUCCCUGCUCUCGCCGGACUCCGAUCUCUCCGAGCUGCCGGCGCCGAGCCUCCCUGCGUCCACGGAGUCGACGCCACGUCCAGCCGCGAAGCGGCGGGGGAGGAAGCCGGGGCCCCGCCCCGAGGGCCCCACCGUCAGCCACGUGGAGGCGGAGCGGCAGCGCCGCGACAAGCUGAACGGCCGCUUCUGCGACCUCCGCGCCGCCGUGCCCACCGUGUCACGCAUGGACAAGGCCUCCCUGCUCGCCGACGUCGCCGCAUACAUCGCCGAGCUGCGCGCCGGCGUGGCCCGGCUCGAGGACGAGAGCAAGCAGGCGGCCGCCGCGAGGUGGGACACAAGAUCAGCCUCCCUCGGCGGCGGCGGCGGCUCCAUCCAGCACUUUCCAGCCGGCGACGAGACGUUGGAAGUGCGAUGACGGCCCGGCCCUCCGCUCCGCGCUGCUCCAGCGGCUACGCAACAGCGCCUAGCGAUAGAGCCUAGAGCUCCCCUACGUUAUCUCGUGAGCAGGUACAUCACGAGACAAGUCCCGCAUACGACGAUGGAUGCCAUGCAUGGUAAAUCUGGCGCCUUUGCUGCGUGUCGUCCAUGGAAUAAAUUCCAAUACCCAUAUAUACCCAUUGUCAAUAGUGGCCAGUGAGAAGUUUGUUUGUAUCUACUUACGGAUUGAGUAUAUGUAUGCACGUGUGCUACUAGUGUUAUGUGCUUGUUAAACUCUUGAUUUUUUUUCUUUUUUUAGGGAGAGUGUUUGUUAUACUAUUGUGUAAUAUAUACAUGCAUACAUGUCCUGUAUGAUACCUUAAUUA